UCAAUCCGAACACAUCCACACAGUAUAGCAGCACAGGCAGACCAACACUGCCACCCCCACCCCGGUUUUUACACGGAUUCUGUGGAGCUAUACUGAGUCGAUCCGGGCCGCUUUGCGAUGAUUCCCUCCUACAGUGGCGCGCCGAGGCUGCAGAGCUGACAGGGGGAAGAGCCCAGCGUUUUUUGGGGGGUGGGGGGGCAGCACACCUGCCAGCCAGAUACCGGACUGCACCGCACUGCUCAACUUUUAUAUUUUGUAACGGAGGAAGGGAGGGAAAGUUGCUGCUUGGUGGUGGUGGUGCGGGGGGAGGCACGACAAGAAGACCCUCCACGUUCUCCCUUUAUUUCUUCUUUUUCUUCACAUUUUCAACCCCUAAUAGGAAGGCGACACGGCGGCUUCCGUUGAUUUGUUCUCUUUCCUUUGCUGUCCAAUGGAUAUUCACUGCAAGGCUGACCCCUUCACGGCCAUGCACCGGCACGGGGGUGUGAACCAGCUCGGCGGGGUGUUCGUUAACGGCAGACCCCUCCCGGACGUGGUGAGGCAGCGCAUCGUGGAGCUGGCCCACCAGGGGGUUCGACCGUGCGACAUCUCCCGGCAGUUGCGUGUCAGCCACGGCUGCGUCAGCAAGAUCCUGGGCAGAUACUAUGAGACCGGAAGUAUCAAACCGGGCGUGAUAGGCGGCUCCAAGCCCAAAGUCGCCACGCCGAAGGUGGUGGACAAAAUAGCGGACUACAAGAGGCAAAAUCCCACCAUGUUUGCGUGGGAGAUCCGCGACAGGCUGCUGGCAGAGGGCAUCUGCGACAACGACACCGUGCCCAGCGUCUCGUCCAUUAACAGGAUUAUCCGAACAAAAGUGCAGCAGCCAUUCCAUCCGUCGCCCGAUGGGACAUCCCUGUCGACAACAGGCCAUACCAUAGUGCCAAACACAGUGUCUCCGCCAGUAACCAGCACCUCCAAUGACCCUGCGGGAUCUUACUCUAUUAACGGCAUUCUGGGUAUCCCGCGAUCCAAUGGUGAAAAGAGGAAAAGAGACGAAGAUGGUUCAGAUGGUUCUGGCCCAAACAGUGAUUCUCAGGGUAGUGUGGAGAGUUUACGCAAACACCUGAGGGCCGACGCCUUCACCCAGCAGCAGCUGGAAGCGCUGGACCGGGUCUUUGAACGCCCCUCCUACCCGGACGUCUUCCCUGUGUCGGAGCACAUCAAACCGGAACAGGCUAAUGAGUACUCGCUGCCUGGCCUCAAUUCCAGCCUGGACGAAGUCAAGCCUAGUUUGUCGUCCACCGCCAACCCAGACCUGAGCCCCAGCGUGUCGCAAAGCUACCCUGUAGGUCGAGACAUGGCCAACACAACCUUACCCGGGUACCCCCCUCACGUUCCCCCGACAGGGCAGGGCAGCUACCCAACUUCCACGCUCGCUGGAAUGGUUCCUGGGAGCGAGUUUUCGGGGAACCCCUACAGUCAUCCACAGUACACCACCUACAACGAAGCAUGGCGGUUCAGCAACCCAGCGUUACUAAGUUCCCCUUAUUAUUAUAGUGCCGCGUCGAGAGGCUCCGUCCCUCCCACUGCUGCCACUGCCUAUGACCGUCACUAGUUACCAUGGAAACCAAAUCAACCUGCAGGACCGCGGCCUCGGCAGGCUCCACAUUGCCCCGGUUUGAGCACAGAAUGAAACAUUUUUGGGGGGUGGGGGGGGGACUCUUCCACGUUAAAGAUGAAUAAACAAUUAUUGAACCAGACACAAGUGGAGAAAAGUGAAGAAAAAAGUGAAAUCUGAAAUUUUUGGACAACUACUGUACAUUCCUUUGCUUGGCAGCUCUCAACGGGGACUGUGCGGGGCGUCAAAAUGCAGUAGGAGCUGCCUUUAUGUUACUCCCACCCCUCCCCCUCCCCCUUACCCCCACUCAACUUGAAAUGCAGUGAGAAGCUGUGUUUUCAUCCGUCAUCCAGCAAGCAUGGUUGAUGCCACCGGAAGAUUAAGACUCUGUGAUACACAAUCAAAGGAAAAAAAAAAAAAGAUAACUAGUACAGUACGUCGCCAUGGAAGCAAGUGGAUCUAUUCUUAAUCAUUUUUUUUUUAUUUCCUUUUUUUUUUUUAUUCAUUCUUGUGUGACGUGUGUGACGAAAGGUCAUCAGGCAAUAUUUUGUGCUGUGGUUUUGAAAUUUUUUUGGUUGAUUUUGCACUAUUUUUUGGAGGUUUGCAACACUGGAGCGUUCUUAUAUGCAGGAAGAAAUUAUGCAUUUUUUUGUUUUGAAUUAAUGUCUGUAAGUUUGGCACUUACACACAAGUCGUGUCACGUGCACUACUCUGCUGGAUGUUUCAUUUAAGUUGAUUAAGUCUUUGGCAGGACAGGAUCGAACAGCCAUCCCGAGUUGGAACACCAUUGUCAACUGGCGCCAAAAAAAAAAGAACAAUACAUAAAAAAAAAUAAAUUCAAAGUUGACAGCCAUGGAUUCAAACAGCAGUUAAAUGCCUUAAAAAUGUUAAUUUAAAAAAAAAUCUAAUUUCAGAUUCAGAAUCAUAAUGUUUCAGGCUUUUUUUUUUUGUUUAACUGAAUGUGUUUAAAAUUGCCAAAGACUUAGUUGUGUUUAUUUACAAGCCACCUAUCAUUUAGAGCAGUGUUAUUUUAUCUAAUUAUUAUUAUUAUUAUUAGGGACAACCCACGUGGUUCAUAAGAAAGUGUAUGUAUAAAUUCUAUGCAGUGCAGAUGGUCAUCAUUAUGCAUAUUAAGCCUAAAGGUACAGUAGGUGGAGUUUAGUUCAUGUUAUGUUCAUUUUGUAACGCGCGUGUGUGUGUGUGUGUGUGUGUGUGUGUGUGUGUGAGUGAAGACACUUCUCUUGUAAAUACAACAAGUCUUUCAUGUUCAUGGGUAUUAUCUCUUUCAUUCACACUUGUACAAUAAUUAAAAAAA
Dunckerocampus dactyliophorus (ringed pipefish) is the source of this 2912-nucleotide messenger RNA. RefSeq names its product paired box 2b (gene pax2b). The record is from RefSeq and is a predicted model, not a curated record. The coding region runs from base 431 to 1594 and encodes 387 amino acids. The transcript is spliced from 10 exons. Gene Ontology annotation, molecular function: DNA-binding transcription factor activity, RNA polymerase II-specific; RNA polymerase II cis-regulatory region sequence-specific DNA binding. Gene Ontology annotation, biological process: anatomical structure development; regulation of transcription by RNA polymerase II. Lineage: Eukaryota; Metazoa; Chordata; Actinopteri; Syngnathiformes; Syngnathidae.